AGUUUGUAUUCCUUGGAAACAUUUCAUUGUUUUAUCUGUUUUUUUUUGACGCUUCAAUAUUUCAGGGACUCGAGUUCCCACAAGGAAAAGACUCUUAGCAAAAGGACGGAGAAAGACUUGGGUCAUGGCUGCCCUUCCUCCCCAUUAUUCUUCCUGGUUCGGGAAACACAGACCCAAGUAUUCAAUGAGCAUCGCCACCGGAAUAAACAUUGUCCGAAUUCAGAGAACCCACAUUUAUUCAGAGCCCCACUAUCUUGAACUCACAAUUAGCAGCAAGAAUUGGAAGAAAAGGGCACUUCUCUCAGAUAGAUUUGAUUUCCUAGGAGCGUUAUCUGAUGUUUUCUUAUCCUCAACUUCAUCUUUUUGGUGCUUCUUUAAUAAUAGGAAAGAAACAAAGUGUGAGUUGGAGGCUAAGUCCAGUAAGGUGAAUUCAAGUUUAGAGACUUCUAGCGGUAAAUCAUCAAAUGUAAGGAUCUGGACCAAUGUACUUCUUGCGGUGAAUAUUUUAGCUUAUGUUACUCAAAUUGCGACCAAGGGGAAGCUGAUCUUGUGGGGAGCUAAGAUAAAUAGCCUCAUUGAUAAAGGCCAGCUAUGGAGACUAGCUACCUCAUCAAUUUUGCAUGCCAAUAUUGGGCAUCUCAUGGUCAAUUCUUACUCUCUUAAUUCAAUUGGCCCAGCUGUUGAGGGCAUUUGCGGACCAAAGAGGUUUCUUGCUGUUUACAUUGCUUCUGCAAUUGCAAGCUCAGCUAUGAGUUAUCGGUUCUGCAAGGCGCCUGCUGUUGGUGCAUCAGGAGCCAUAUUUGGACUAGUGGGCUCUUUUACUGUUUUCAUUUUGAGGCAUCGGAGUCUUAAUGAGGCGGGGUGGCAGGAUUUGCAGCAUAUUGCCCAAGUGAUUGUCCUGAACCUGGUUAUUGGCACUCUAACUAAAGGGAUUGAUAACUGGGGUCAUCUCGGUGGUUUGCUUGGUGGAGCUGCCAUUUCUUGGUUUGUUGGCCCUGCUUGGGAGUUUGUGCAUGGUACUGGGACAAAACCAGUGUUUGUAGAUAGGGCGCCUAUUCGCCUCCUAUUUCAUAGGCAAAGGAUUUUAAAGUAGUACAAUCACAUUUUUUUUAUCAUUUGAACUUUUGGAAAUAUCUUUCAUAGAGCAUGUUACUUUAUUUAAAUUUGUAUAUUUGUUAAAGGGAAAAGUUUCUAUACUUCUCCUA
This is a messenger RNA of Amborella trichopoda, 1205 nucleotides long. Its product is annotated as RHOMBOID-like protein 10, chloroplastic. The record is from RefSeq and is a predicted model, not a curated record. Gene Ontology annotation, cellular component: chloroplast membrane. NCBI's taxonomy places the organism in Eukaryota, Viridiplantae, Streptophyta, Magnoliopsida, Amborellales, Amborellaceae. Gene Ontology annotation, molecular function: serine-type endopeptidase activity.